Molecule: messenger RNA, 1425 nt
Organism: Dichomitus squalens LYAD-421 SS1
Lineage: Eukaryota; Fungi; Basidiomycota; Agaricomycetes; Polyporales; Polyporaceae
Exons: 3
Coding region: 1-1425 (474 amino acids)
Source: RefSeq, a predicted model, not a curated record
AUGGAUCCGUCACAGCUCGUUUUCGUCGAUGAUGGUGAUUUGAACGAUCUGCUGUUCCAGCUCCCGGAUGCAUGGCAGCACGAACAGGGAGAGCAUUACUACAGCUCGACGUACUCUAACGGCUUCACGAACGCGCAAGCGGAAUUCAGGUUCAACGGCACCAAUGUCUCAGUCUACGGCGCGCAGUUGCCUCGACCAUCAGACAACGCUAGUGCAGUCCCGCCCUCUGUCUCAUUUGCAAUCGACGGGGUUAUCCCGAUGGUGGUCGUGAGCGAUCCAGACGCGAACACGACCGAGUUCGCCUAUCAGUUUUUCGACUCUCACACGCUUCCUGCUGGGGAACACGUCCUCACGAUCACCGUCGAGUACGGUGAAGACGACUGGCCGUUCACCCUCGACUACGUCGAGUACACGCCUCUCCCCGCCCUGACGGAUUCGACUUCUUCCGAGUCUAUGACCGCUAGAGACGGUGAGCCAUUCCACACUGUGCCGAUGGUUGGAGGAGUCGUUGGAGCCGCGGCUGUACUCGGGGGUCUUGCUUUCGCGAGCUGGUGGUACUGGAGGAGGAAGAGGGCUCCUGCUCGGCUAGCUAAGAAGUAUGGGCACUACGUCUACGAGGAUGCGAAGAAGAAGCCUGACUUGGCAACCCAUUUCGGAGAGUAUAAGCCACCUCCAGAGCCGACCAUGAUGGAUACCGUCGCGUCAUAUCCCGUUCAGGAGACGCACCUUUAUGCCUACCACCCUACCCCAAUCAACGAGACAGUCUUGUAUCCGCUGACAAGGCGAGGGUCACUGGAUACGUUCGAGUCGCUCAGCGAGAUCGAUUUCGCGCACUCCCAGAUGCGCUCCCAAUUCUCUGCUUUCUCGCGCACGCAUACUCCGCAGUCAAGCGUAUACUUGCUUCGUCCCCAACCAUCUACUUCCUCAAUCUCUGUAUCACGUCCAGGGACGCCUUCCGGUGCCUAUGGGGGUGGGCUUCACCGCCCCAUUCCUACCCCACCCCCGGCGCUGCGUCGUCCUUCAUCGCCUCCCAUCUCCUAUCGCUCCGCGACGUCACACGCCUCUCUCGUUUCGUACUCGACGACGAACUCUCGUGCUCCGCUUAUGCUUGCCCCGGGAAGCACAUAUACCUCAUCCGGCGCGACGCCCUCCGCGAAACGUGCGGAGGCCGAGAAGGCGUCCGGAUCCCGCCCCAAGAAACCCGCGACGUUCCAUGCGGACUCGGGAGUGCGGUUCAAGAAGGGCGAUGCUCUCCCGGCCGUUGUCGCGCCCAGCACAAGCGCGAAACCACCGCCCUCUGCGUUCCUGCGUACAGACACGGGGAAGCGGGACGAUGUGGAGGAGAGAAGGAAGAAUAAGGCGAAGUAUGUGUCGCUUGCUGGGACUGCGAUCUCGGAGGUGCCGCCUAUGUAUACUGAGGAGUGA